Molecule: messenger RNA, 812 nt
Organism: Drosophila novamexicana
Lineage: Eukaryota; Metazoa; Arthropoda; Insecta; Diptera; Drosophilidae
Exons: 3
Coding region: 83-733 (216 amino acids)
Source: RefSeq, a predicted model, not a curated record
UGCUUUUGACUUCUCGUUUGCGUUUCGGUUUUUGGCAAAAUUUAGAACAUGUUUAAAUUUCUUAAAAAAAUAGGAUAAAUUGAUGGAUACAUUGAAUAAUAAUCAAGUGCUAACGACGAUAAUGGAUUUGUUAAACACCUCUUUAAUGCCAGUGCGCUUUGUUGACAGCCAACGCAUGCAAUCUCCAGUCAAGCACGAUGCCAAUCUGGCCAGCUGCAAGGCUCGCCUGGAAGCAUUAGUUGCCGAUCUGCAAAGUAAUUACGCCAAAUGGCAAAUAGCCCAACAACGCGGCACCGCGCUGUGCUACGCCAUCGAGGCCCGAAAGACGCGUUGCUAUGACAACGCGAUUGCCGAGGCCGGCUUCUAUCCGGAAGAUCUGGUCAAGCCCUGCGAUAAGCUGGCCAUUAUUACGUCGAUCUUUGUUGAUAUUUUCACAAACACCCGCGAGAUUUUACGACAAUUGCGUGCCUUAACCCUGCUCGCGGGCGUUGCCUCGAAUGUGAUCUUUUACCGUACCUGGAAGCUAACACAGUUUGUAUCCUUCACCGAGGACCUUCUAAAGCGAUACAAGCAGGAGUCACUGGUGAAACAGCAUGUAAUGCAAAACAUAGCGCACAGCACUUGCCGAGGCAAACUAAUCUCGUACACCACGGCCUGGGAGUUCCCCGAACAUAUUGAUGCCUAUGUGAACUUGGUGUUUCUGCUGCUCGCCGAGGAGGUCAGACGAAAAUGAGUGGCCAUUCUUGAUUGAAACCGCAGUUAAAUCUGCUUUAAAUAUAUAUUUGUACAUUUUAAAUGUUAUGUUAAAUUUU